AUGGCAACAGUACCGCAACUUUUGUACCAUUACCAGGACGCCAGGAUUUAUAAAAGGUGUGUGCAGUUGAUACUCGACGCGGAAGAUCACUUUGGAGACGAAAAAGAAGACCAGACCAUCGGUCGUCUCAUGGUUGAAUGGAGGUUCGAGAUGAUGGAGAUGAUGGAUGAGGUCAGGACGAUGGAGCUCAAGCACAAGAACUCCUUGGACCACAUCAAGUCGAUGAACAAUUGGACGGAUCACCUGAUACUCAGCGCCAGCCAGGACACCUGCAUCAUCGAGCGCAAAUUCGUUUCCGGCCUUUCUAGUUAG
This is a messenger RNA of Spodoptera exigua (beet armyworm), 312 nucleotides long. Lineage: Eukaryota; Metazoa; Arthropoda; Insecta; Lepidoptera; Noctuidae. The record is from the annotation of a GenBank genome assembly.